UGUAAUGUUUAGGGAAAAAGGAAGGGAGGGAGUUAGAAAUAAACGGCGAGGGAGGAAAGGAAGAGAAAUGCAAAGUGGAGAAAAGGUUUUUUUUCUCUUCCUUUCUCUCUUUCUUGAUCUGUCUGUGAGCUCAUCUUGACGAAAGGUGGUUCUGUCAUGUUUGCUGUGUGUGUUAUUGUGUUGGUCCUUGCCCCGCUGACGUCCUCCAUGCCUCAGUCACCGUGUCAUCACUGUUGCGAUGAUGACUUUCUGCCAGACGAGGCCAGCACAGUGCUACCGCCGGCCGUGCCCGAGAUACGCACCUACAUUAACAUGACCAUCCUCAAAGGUGACAAAGGAGAAAAGGGAGAAAAGGGAACACCUGGAAAGCCUGGGUUAGAAGGUCCUCCUGGAGCACCAGGUCCUGAAGGCCCCAAAGGCUCCAAAGGUCAGGUGGGAGCACCUGGAGCUCCAUGCAAGUCGGAGCACUCAGCAUUCUCAGUGGGUCGACGCAAAGCCCUCCACAGCACCGACUCGUACCAGGCGCUUCUCUUCGACACCGUCUUCGUCAACUCGCCCGGCCAUUUCAACAUGUUCUCCGGCAAGUUCCAUUGCAGCAUUCCCGGCAUCUACUUCUUCAACGUGAACGUACACACGUGGAACUUCAAGGAGACCUACGUGCACAUUAUGCAGAACGAGGAGGAGCGCACUCUGGUGUACACUCAGCCUGGAGAGCGCUCCAUCAUGCAGAGUCAGAGCGUCCUGCUGUCCCUGCAGCUCGGUGACCAGGUGUGGGUGCGUCUGUACAAGCGCGAGCGCGAGAACGCUGUCUACAGCGAUGACGUGGACAUCUACAUCACCUUCAGCGGCUACAUUGUCACAUCCAACACAGCCUGAGAGACUCAGGGCUAGGACUAAUGACCUGUUUCCUGUUGUUACUCUGGUUACAGCAGCGAUAAACAGUCGUCUACUUGCCUCUUUAUUCUCUCUUUUAAAGCUAAAAAUAGUGCAGCAUGUCAAGUAUACAGAGAAGCGUAAAGCUACACCUUUCCCUCUGACACUAGAGAUUCCCUCUGUAAAUGUUACAUUAACGUCUCCUUCCAGCAACAGUAACACAUACACAAUAUUAAAAGACACACAUUAAUGUACUGUAAGCAUGUGAUUUACAGCCACACACUCACACUCACACACACACACACACACAUAAAGAAACACAAUAAACAUGCAAACACAU
Messenger RNA from Hemibagrus wyckioides, 1213 nucleotides. Its product is annotated as complement C1q tumor necrosis factor-related protein 6-like. Bases 157 to 876 code for a protein of 239 amino acids. NCBI's taxonomy places the organism in Eukaryota, Metazoa, Chordata, Actinopteri, Siluriformes, Bagridae. Gene Ontology annotation, molecular function: protein binding. The record is from RefSeq and is a predicted model, not a curated record. The transcript is spliced from 3 exons.